Messenger RNA from Thyridium curvatum, 2271 nucleotides. RefSeq lists its product as uncharacterized. The transcript is spliced from 2 exons. Gene Ontology annotation, biological process: intra-Golgi vesicle-mediated transport. Gene Ontology annotation, cellular component: Golgi membrane. Bases 1 to 2271 code for a protein of 756 amino acids. NCBI's taxonomy places the organism in Eukaryota, Fungi, Ascomycota, Sordariomycetes, Thyridiales, Thyridiaceae. The record is from RefSeq and is a predicted model, not a curated record.
AUGGCGGAUGACGCAAAGCCAGACGCUCCGGCGACUAGGCCAGGGGCAGGUGGUAUUGGAUCAGAGACCACGAACAAGUUUCAAGGAGCGAUUGGGGCAUGGAGGAAUCUCGAUUUUACCAAUCUCGUAUCCAAGCUCGACAAUACAGCCUCCGAAAUAGUCACCUACCAGCGAGACUCGACAGUGCAGCGCAAGGAUCUCGCGCAGAAGACGAAGGACUUCAGAAAGCUCGACGAUACAACGAAGCUUUCCGAGAUCAAGGGCCUCCUCAAGGCUUACCAAACGUUCAUUGACCUUCUGACCAACCACUCAAAGUCGAUCAACUCGUCAUUCAUCCACGCCUACAAUGCCCUUUCCGAGGCGCCGGAUCCAUAUCCUCUUCUCGAGGCCUCCGUCGAUGCCAUGCUCGUAUCCGAAGAUACGGUGCCCAAGUUGACGGAAGAGAACCAGCACCUGCAGGGGACGGUGGCGAAGCUCACAUCGCAGCUCGAAGAGACGGAGAGCAAGCUCCAAACAGAAAUGGCAGCUAAGAAGGAUCUAGAGGAGACUCUGGAGACCAAAGUCAAAGAAGUAGAGUCUUCUUGGUCUGCAGUUCUGGACGAGAAGAAGGACAAUUGGGAAGCCAAGGAGAAGGCUCUCGAAGACAAGGUCGAGAACCAGGAGCGGCUGCUCACCGAGAUCAAGGCCAGCUACGAGGUCAACCAGCGGCUCGGUCGCUCAGAGGACGCAGAGGAGAAUCAGCGCGGCCAUGUCACCAGCGCUGAGCUCGAGAUGGUCAAUUCCGAUCUGGAGCGAACUAGCAUGAGGCUCGCGGAGGUCGAGGCACGCAAUGAGCAGCUACGCCUCGAGCUGGCGCAGUCAAAGUCAGCAGUGCCAGCACAUGCGACGUCUCUGGAGGAUGACCCUGCUUUCUUGCGGAUGCGCUCCGAGAACUCAUCUCUCAUUCGCAAGCUGGACGCAAACAGAGUCGAAAAGGAAGGGCUCAAGCGGGACCUGGACGCUAGAUUACGAGGCCUCGAGCGGGAAGUUGGGCUGCUCAAAGACGAGAGGGAUAGCCUCCGAUCGAAGGUCGAGAAGUGGAAUGACUACGACGAGAUUAAACAGGAACUGGAAGUCUUGAAAAGCAUCGAGUUUGCUACCGGGGACGACGACGACAUUCGUGAUGUCAGCGAAGAGCAGGAUGGUGCAGCUACCAAGGGCAGCAAGGGCGACACACUCGAGCAGCUUCUUCUGGCACGGAACAAGAAGCUGAGUGACGAGCUGACCAUCCUUCGAGUGUCACAUCAGGACCUCCAAAAUAAGCUACAGGAUCUACAGGAAGACCUGUCGAGGACGAAUGCAGAGCUCGAGAAGGCCCAGAACCUCAACGAGAAGCUCGAGAACGACCUGUCCACCAUGCAGGCCGAGGGCGCAAACGCGUUCCCUUCAGGGGCGUCCGUGGCCGGCACGUAUGUGAGCCGUUAUGCGCAAUCAAUAGCGCCCACCAGAAAGGGUGGUGGCCGGACGUCACCCACCUCUUCUAUAAUAAGCGGCUUCAACCCGCGCGACUCGGGCGCUGGCGAGCCAAUGGGAGGCGGCUCGGGGAUUUUGCCCAUGAUCACGGCGCAGCGGGACAGGUUCAAGAAGCGGAACGCCCAGCUUGAGCAGGAGCUGUCGGACUCGCACCGCACGCUGUCGCAGCUCCGCCAGGAGGUCGCGGCCCUGCAGAAGGACAACCUCAACCUGUACGAGAAGACGCGGUACGUGUCGAGCUUCAGCGGCCGGGGCGGCACGCACCACACGGCGGCGGGCGCGAGCUCGUCGUCGUCGGCGUCGGCGUCGGCCUACAGCGCCAACCCCAACCCGUCAACCGUGUCGAUCGGGGGCACGGGCAACCCGGGCAUCGCGCUCGACCGCUACCGCAAGGCGUACGAGAGCAACAUCUCGCCGUUCGCGGCGUUCCGGGGCCGCGAGUCGGCGCGCGCGUACAAGCGCAUGUCGUUCCCCGAGCGGGUGGUGUACUCGGUCACGCGCAUGGUGCUGGCGAGCCGCACGAGCAGAAACCUGUUCGCGGCGUACUGCGUCGCGCUGCACGUCCUCGUCUUCUUCUCGCUGUACUGGCUCGGCUCGGCCGACGCGGAGCAGCACGCCGCCACGCACCUGGGCAACGCCGCUGCCGCUGUCGUAGCGGCCGGGGCGGGCGGCGGCGGUGGUGGUGGUGGUGGUGGUGGUGGUGUGGGUGGUGGGAAGGCAGCCGGUGGGAGCUGGCGCGAGGAAGGGUUCAAUGCAUGA